CAAGUAGACAAAUUGUUUCAACGUAAAAAAAAAAAAAAGAUUCAGGUUACACUCGCGACUUUGAACUCAUAAAGUUGCAGAUGUGGAGGAGCAGUUGAAUGCUGCAUCGAGUUAAAGUAAAAGUGAGCUCUUCGGUUUAUGUGGAGAGAAAUAUAAAGUUUUCUAGAAAAUCACGUGUUACUCCAGUGUGAUGGAGGGUGUAAGACCAGAUUCACCUCAACCCAGCUGUGUCUCCAUGAAGAGCGACCGGUCAAUGGAUUGUCCACGUCACUUUAAAGAUAGAGGAUGUUCUACUGAUCUGAGACAACAAAAGGAGAAAUCAAAUGUUACUUACAGAGAUCAGCUGGAAUCCACGUUUAAGGAACUGGAGCUCAAAGUCAUCAGCAUGUUAAAGAAUGAGCUAAACAAGUUCAAAAAGCUCCUAAAUAUUGAUUACCCAGCAUGCUCUGAGCAGGAGGUGAAGGAUGUGGAAGAUCUGAGUAGUUUUAGAGAGGGGGCGCUAAAGAUCACACUGAAUGUUCUAAAAAUCAUGAACCAGACAGACCUCGCUAACACCCUGCAGAGGAAACUUUUAGACUCUGUAUAUCAGAAAAAACUCAAAUCAAAUCUGAGAGAGAAAUGUAAAAGAAUCAGUGAAGGAAUCUCCCAGCAUGGAAGCUCAGCACUUCUGAAUGAGAUCUACACAGAGCUCUACAUCACAGAGGGUUGGAGUGGAGACGUCAAUAAUGAACAUGAGGUCAGACAGAUUGAAGCAGCAUCCAGGAGACCAGCAACACAAGAGAAUCCCAUCAAAUGCAAUGACCUCUUUAAAGACACGUCCAUCAGAACUGUGCUGACUAAAGGAAUCGCUGGAAUUGGAAAAACAGUCUCAGUACAGAAGUUCAUUCUGGACUGGGCUGAAGGAGAAUCAAAUCAGGACCUCAUUUUCAUAUUUCCACUUCCUUUUAGAGAGCUGAACUUGAUGAAGCAGGAAAAUCUCAGUCUGAUGGAACUUCUUCAUCAGUUUUUCCCAGAAGUGAAAGACCUAUCAUCAUUAGAUUGUGAUGCUUACAAAGUUUUGUUCAUCUUUGAUGGUCUGGAUGAGUGUCGACUCCCUCUACAUUUUCAAAAUAAUGAGCAAUUAUGUAACAUAACAAAGUCAGCAAAAAUGGAUGUGCUGCUGACAAACCUCAUCAAGGGGAACCUGCUUCCCUCUGCUCACCUCUGGAUUACCUCUCGACCAGCUGCAGCCAAUCAGAUCCCUCCUGAGUGUGUAGACCAGGUAACAGAGGUACGAGGGUUCAGUGACCCUCAGAAAGAGGAGUACUUCAGGAAGAGGAUCAGUGAUGAGAACCUAGCUAGUAAAAUCAUCACUCACAUGAAGUCAUCAAGAAGCCUCUACAUCAUGUGUCACAUUCCAGUCUUCUGCUGGAUCUCAGCCUCUGUUCUACAGAGAAUUCUGGAUGGAGUCGAGGGGAAAGAGAUCCCCAAAACUCUGACUCAGAUGUUCACUUACUUUCUGAUCUUUCAGAUGAAACACAAAGAACAAAAGUACCAUGGGAAAUCUGACCCUGAUCCACACCAGACCAGAGAGACGAUACUGGCACUGGGGAAACUGGCCUUCCAACAGCUAGAGAAUGGAAACCUGAUCUUUUAUGAAGAAGACCUGACAGAAUGUGGCAUUGAUGUCAAAAACACAUCAGUGUACUCAGGAGUCUGCACCCAAAUCUUCAAAAAAGAGGCUGGGAUGCACCUGGGUCAGGUCUUCAGCUUUGUGCACCUGAGUGUUCAGGAGUUUCUGGCUGCUUUAUAUGCAUUUCUCACCUUCAUCAGCAUAAACAGAAAUGUGCUGGUGAUGCAAAUCACUGGAUUCCUCAACAUCUUUAGAAAUCCUAUGUCUGACUUUCUGAACAGUGCAGUGGACAAGGCCUUACAGAGUGAGAAUGGACACCUGGAUCUUUUCCUCCGCUUCCUCCUGGGUCUCUCACUGGAGUCCAAUCAGACUCUCUUACAAGGCCUACUGCCACAAACAGAAAGUUGCUCUUACAAAAAAGAGGAAACAGUCAGUUACAUCAAGGAGAAGAUCAGUGAGAAUCCCUCUCCAGAGAAAUCCAUCAAUCUGUUCCACUGUCUGAAUGAACUGAACGAUGAUUUUCUAGUGCAGGAAGUCAAAAAAUACCUGAACAGAAGAGGUUCUCUUCAUCAUGAUGGACACCGCCUGUCUCAUGCUCAGUGGUCGGCUUUUGUAUUUGUGCUGCUGAACUCAGAUCAGGAGCUGAAUGAGUUUGAUUUGAGGAAAUAUUAUCCAUCACAUGAAGGUCUUUUGAAGAUGCUGCCAGUGGUGAAAGAAAUAAAAAAAGCUAUCUUGUGGUGGUGUAAUCUAACAGAGGAAAGUUGUAAAGCUCUGUCCUCAGUUCUCAGUUUAAACUCCUCCAGUCUGAAACAUCUGAACCUGAGUAACAAUGAACUAAAGGAUUCAGGAGUGAAGCUGCUCUCUGCUGGACUAGGGAAUCCACAUUGUAAACUGGAGAUACUGGAGUUGUGGAAUUGUAAUCUAACAGAUGAAAGUUGUGAAGUUCUGUCCUCAGUUCUCAGUUUAAACUCCUCCAGUCUGAAACAUCUGAACCUGAGUUACAAUAAACUGAAGGAUUCAGGAGUGAAGCUGCUCUCUGCUGGACUGGAGAAUCCACACUGUAAACUGGAGAUACAGGAGUUGGCUGGUUGUAAUCUAACAGAUGAAAGUUGUGAAGUUCUGUCCUCAGUUCUCAGUUUAAACUCCGCUAGUCUGAAACAUCUGGACCUGGGUAAGAAUGAACUGAAGGAUUCAGGAGUGAAGCUGCUCUCUGCUGGACUGGAGAAUCCACACUGUAAACUGGAGAUACUGUGGUUGGUUGAUUGUAAUCUAACAGAGAAAAGUUGUGAAGUUCUGUCCUCAGUUCUCUGUUUAAACUCCUCCAGUCUGAAACAUCUGAACCUGAGUAACAAUAAACUGAAGGAUUCAGGAGUGAAGCUGCUCUCUGCUGGACUGGAGAAUCCACACUGUAAACUGGAGAUACUGAAGUUGAGGAGAUGCAGUAUUACAGAUGAAGGUUUUACUGCUCUGGCUUCAGCUCUGAAAUCAAAUCCAUCAUCACGUCUGAGAGAACUGCAACUGAACCACAAUCAUCCAGGAGAAUCAGGAGUAAAACUGCUUAAGGAUCUUCAGGAGGAUCCACAAUGUAACCUGGAGGAACUGCACACCAGAAACACAUAUUGGAUGAUGAGAACAAGAUGAAGAGCAGUGGAGAUAAACACCAUCUAUCAUCUUCACACUUUGAUUCUACAUGGUGAUGCUUUGUUCAGCAUGGAAAGUGUCAUGACAUCUCUUCCUGUACAAGAUCAACAAUCUCAAACACAUAAUGAAGUUCUGAUGGAUAAGAUUGGAGAGUCCAUCAGGUAGCUGGUACCAUCUAAAUUAUUCCAGUACAGGUGAGUUAGGAGCUGUGAAAUGGGUUGAGGGUCUAUAAGGACUGCUUCAGAAAACCCUGCAUUAGAUUGAUGCAUUAGCAUGCUGUUCACUAUCUGGCCUGUAAUGAAGAAGUUUAAAGAAGUUUAAAGCUACUGGAGAUGUUGAGAUUCUGCCUGGAGGAGAACAUGAGGAGGAUUACUCGAGUGGCCAGAGAAUCUCUAAGGAUCUUUACUGGGAAAUUACAGACGUUAGUGAGGUCUCGAGGUCAGAACAUUUUCAUACAUAACCAGAAGUUGUUUAGAGGACUGACUGAAAAAAGUCUCUUCUGUAUGAUUCUCAUUUUGGAACUUUCUAAGGGACCUUGUUAAAUGGUCAGAACAGACCUAAAAAAACAUCAAACAGUAGAGGUCUUGUGUUGAGGGGUACAUACUGUAAUGCUCCAAUGUCUCCAAAAGUCCAAAUCAGACCUCAGACUAUUAC
Trichomycterus rosablanca is the source of this 3907-nucleotide messenger RNA. RefSeq names its product NACHT, LRR and PYD domains-containing protein 12-like. The transcript is spliced from 12 exons. The record is from RefSeq and is a predicted model, not a curated record. NCBI's taxonomy places the organism in Eukaryota, Metazoa, Chordata, Actinopteri, Siluriformes, Trichomycteridae. Gene Ontology annotation, molecular function: protein binding. The coding region runs from base 191 to 3253 and encodes 1020 amino acids. Gene Ontology annotation, biological process: intracellular signal transduction.